Harpia harpyja (harpy eagle) is the source of this 5412-nucleotide messenger RNA. RefSeq lists its product as uncharacterized. The transcript has 2 exons. The coding region runs from base 3617 to 4990 and encodes 457 amino acids. The record is from RefSeq and is a predicted model, not a curated record. Lineage: Eukaryota; Metazoa; Chordata; Aves; Accipitriformes; Accipitridae.
AUCACUUGGGGGGGUUGGAGAAAAUUUUUCUACCUUUUCUCCCUUUCUUUUAUCGCUUCCCUCUUUUUUUGGUAAGCGAUAAAGUCAAUUGACCCUUGGUUAUCAACGCUGGACCUCGUUCGUGUCUGGAUCUUGCUUCGGGUGCAUCCAAUUUUUAUUUUCCCUUCCAUGCUCUUGGAACGGGACGUUUUAACUGGCGUCACGGGCAGGAUCACCUUAAGCGAGAGUGUUGAUACCAAGGUUUUAAUUAGUAGAAAACAUAGUUAAAGCAAGGCACCUCUUGGGUAGAGGGAGCAGGACAUUGAAAUUUAUAGUUAGUUAAAUAAGGCAGCCCUCGAGAAGGCCGCUCCCAAAGCGUGACAGGGUGGAGAAUGACUCUAAAGUAUUGUUAACGGUUUUUGGAUGAACAAGCCGCUAAACCUUCGCCGCCGGGUUUGGAGUGGGCUCGAAAAAAUUGGUAUAAUGCGCAAUCGAUUGCGGACUGAAUUAUUGUCUUGCAGGCCGAGGCACGGGGCAAAGGAAAAUCUGGUUUUGUGCGGUAUUAGGUGCAGCCUUGUUAGCUGCUGUGGAAGAGAAGGGACAACAGGAUAAAGCUGAAAGCCAAAUCAUUGUGUUGUUACAAGACCUGGUUAGAACCUACAGGCGCAAUUAGAGGAGGAAAGGGCUAGUGCCCAUUAACUCAGAGAUGAGUUAUAUGAAAGAUUGAUGAAAGAGGAGGAGGAUAUGUCAGAAAAGGGAUUUGAUAAUCCACUAGGAAGGACAGAGGAGAAAACACCAACCUAGCCCCUGUCCCAGCUAAAAGAUUGGUGGGAUCGCUUGGAUAAGCUAUCCGUCCUGUUGCGGCCACUGAUUAAAACCGAAUAUUCAUAUGAAGAUAAGGAGGACAAGGCUCCUCAAAUAACAACAAAAGAAGUCCCCUUUACAGCCACCAAAUUGUCUAAAUUAAAAAAAGAGUAUGGCCGAACUCCUAAGGAGUCGGAGAUGGAGUAUGUUUGGAGAGUUUCACUUACUGGGGGCGGCCAGAUUUUAUUGACAGAAAAGGAAGCUGAAGGGUAUUGGGGACCCGGUGUUUUCCUAACCACGGGAAACUAUCGCACCCCUUGGUCACUCACACAGCGAGCGACCUAUUGGGCUGGAGGCUUGAACCCCUUGGAGAGGGGAGACCCACUGGCCAUAGUGGGAACUGUGGACCAGAUAAUAGAGAGUGUUCAAAAGGCAGCUUGUUUGCAAAUGAUGUAUGAGAGGGAGUUAGAGCCACGACAUGAAUCCCCUAUGAUGAUGCCGGUAGACCCAGAGAGAAUGACCCCUCUUAUAAGGGGUUCCUGGAGUCCUUAAAACCGAUGGGGAUUCAAUUACAAGGACAAAUAGCCAGUCUGUCGAAAGGGGAAAGAGCUGUUGCCUCUCUAGAAGGAGUAGUAACCCCCGAUCAUAAUUGCAGAGAGCGGAAAGUCUGGACGUGGGGGGAGGUGGCUCAGCAGUUGAUUAAUUAUGGGCGAAAGUGCGGUCCAGUACCCUCUGAUAGGGGGGACUCUAAAGCUAUUAGGCACGUGGAGUGGAGGAUUCCGACGCAGCAGUCAGGACCUAAGAAAACAACACCUCCCAUGAAUCAUGGAGGUCGGAUAAAUGUUAGUGAGAAACAUAAAAAAAAGAAGAAAGAGUUUGUGGAUUUUGGGGUUGCAGAAGGGAAUCACAAAGACGUUAGUAGAUAGACAGCCCACUGACAAACUGGAAUUAUUAGUUAAAAGUUGGCAUUUUAGAGAGGGACUGGAGAAACCUACUUUGCUACAGCCCCUCCCCUGGAAGGGUCUCAGAAUGAAAAGGAGGUGGGAAACUUCCUCCUUCAUCCUCAGUAGGCGAAGGGUGGAUGUUUAUCAGAAGGCUUACCGAGAAUUCAAGAGGGGGCCUAUUAAUAUCUUGCCCCAUCGGCCCCCCCAUCGACACCAUAAUGGUCUUAGGAGAAUACCCAGUGAAUUUGCUGGGACUAGACCUGUUGAAAGGAAGAUCUUGGAAAGGGUGGAAAGGUGUGGGCCUUUGGACGGGAAUUUCCAAGUUUCCGCUUAUUGCAAGCUGCCCCCCUCCUUCCUCCCUCUUUAGUUACCAACGUCAAACCUUACCGCUUGCCUUUAGGGGCCCAAGAGAGAAUUGCCCCAGUUAUAGAGGAGCUAAAGGAGAAAGGGAUUCUGGUCAUGACACACUCCCCAUACAACACCCCUGUAUGGCCUGUCCGCAAGCCACAUGGCAAAUGGAGGCUGACCGUGGAUUAUCGGCAGCUCGAUGUUAAUACAGGACCCCUAACUGCAGCAGUGCCUAAUACAGCUGAAUUAAUAUCUAAUAUUCAGGAACAGGCCCACAAGAUUAUGGCUACUAUUGAUGUCAAAGAUAUGUUCUUCAUGGUUCCCCUGCAAAAGGAGGAUCAGAAUAGUUUUGUCUUCACGUGGGAGGGUCAACAAUACACCUUUAUCCAUCUCCCACAGGGAUUUAAGCACUCACCUACUUUCACACACCAUGCCUUAGCAUAGGAGCUUUUGAAUGUUCCUCCUGCAGCUGGAGUUAGAAUAUAUCAAUAUAUUGAUGAUAUACGUAUCGCAGGGGAUGAAAUCAUACCAGUACAGUGACGCAGAAUGAUAUCAUUAAACACCUAGAAUCCCUAGGAUUACAAAUCCCCUCUGAGAAAAUACAACUUCCUGCGCAAGAGGUGGAAUUUUGAGGUAUUUGGUGGAAGGGAGGGCUGGUACGCGUUCCCCCAGACACUCUAACCUCCAUAGAUCAAAUAAAAGUACUGGAGGAUAAGAGGGAGUAGCAGCAUGUUUUGGGAUUGCUGGUGUUUUGGAGAAAACACGUUCCAGAUUUUUCGAUAAUUGCGAGACCCCUGUAUGUUUUACUAUGGAAGGGAGCUGGGUGGAAAUGGACGCCCCUCCACGAUGAGGCCUUACAACUCCUAAUCUUUGAAGCUACUACACACCAAGCACUUGGUGCUAUCCACCCCACUGACCCUGUGCAGACUGAAUGGGGAUUUGUAAAUUCAGGAUUGUCAAUACAUAUGUGGCAACAAGAGCCUGAUGGCCCUACACGGCCCAUUGGAUUUUAUUCCUGUAGCUUCAAAGAUGCCGAAAAAUGAUACUCUACUUGGGAGAAGGGUCUUUUUGUAGUAAGUCUUCCCCUCCGAGAAGCAGAAAGGACUAUUCAUCAGCAGUCUGUUAUCCUGAGGGGGCCAUUCAAAGGCUAAGGAGGAGGGGAUCAAAUGGGUAUUCCAUACACCCUGUUACCCACAGGACAAUGGCAUAGUCGAGAGAACUAACGGUCUUCUUAAAUGAUUCUUGAAGCCUCAAGAGGUGAACUGGGCUGAUCAAUUAUGGGAAGCCGUUAGGCAAGUAAAUGACUGGUGGGGAAUGAACGGGUGUCCUAAACUUAGAGCUUUCUGCCCGAAGCCCCCUUCCCUGAUACCCACAAUACCGGGACCCGAUCAUGAACAGAAUCCCUCCCAUUUUCCAGGACAACCAGUCCUGGUAGAGUUACCUACUGUAGGAGCUGCACAGUUGGUACUCACUAGCCCACUGAUUACAUAUGCCUGGAAAGCAAAAGAUGCUUCUGGGAAGGAACACAGGAUAAAUACUCGAUGGAAUGUUCCCUUAUUUUAAUGUCGGUUCUGAAAAGGACCGAACAGAUUUUUAUUUUUCUCUUCGUAGGUAGCCUGUUGAAUGAAGAAGAACCCUGGACCGUGAAUGCAGACCGUCAUAUUUGGAAUAUGCAUCAGCAUCCUACUUGUGGGACUAUUUUUAAUAAUCAUGUGGGGGUGCUGUUUGUAUUUGUAUGGUUAUGCAUGUUGUAUGUGUGUGCAGCAAACCAAACCCCUGGAAAUGAGAAUAAUCGGAACCUCGCAUGGGAACUCAUUAAGGGGUUUGUAAGGGUGUGGAAUCAUACCAAUCAAGGUAUAUGUGUUGCUUUGCCAGAAUCAGCUGAACAAGGAUUGCGAUUUUUUGUGACUCCAAUUGACCUAUCUUUUAUCUUUAACGUAACCAGUACCAAUACCACAUCAAAACUUUAUUUACCUAUGUCCUGGGUGAACGAUUAUGACAACACCACCAUUAAAUGGCAUCGAAGACCAAUGGUCCCUAGUCUGCAGGAAACUUGGUCUCCCCUCUUCAGUGAUUUAAAUGCUGAUCUCAUGAAUAAAACAUGUAACGUCAGUGGUCCCGCCUUUAACCUUACUAUUGACAAUACAGUACAGGCUGGUCCUUUAGUGUCAUUGGGAAAUCACUCUCAUGUUAGGGGAAAUAAUGCAUUUUCCCCAUUUAUCUCCCUGUGGAAGUGUGAAUAUUACCCCUGGGACCCUAUUUUUGACCCACUAACAAUACCCGAUUAUUAUGAAGCUGACUAUAAUCUGAAUGUAACGGUCAAGUGGUGUAUUAAACUUCCUAACAUGAGGGCAGUUGGCCCCUUAGAUAAGGAUAAUUUGAUGUGGUUUUGGUCGCGAAAUGUUACUGUCAUCGAGCCCUUACAAUCUGGCAAAAGCCGAAGGUGGGAGAAUAGUUUCUUGUUUAAUUGUACUCGAACCAUCACAUGUGAGGAUGGUCCUGGAGAUCCUCCAGAGACCUGGUUUUUGUAUAGAAUACGAACCUUGAUAAGAGAUAUGUGUACUUGCUGGGGAUAUCCCUCCAUGGGAUGGAAAAAUAACGACACCCGGUGCAAUACCACCCGGUCUAAUGAUACCUCACUACAGAGAAUCUGUGGCAUUCCGUAUACUCAUUAUCCAGUUCAGUCGCUACCCAUUGAUUCACGACCGCCUGUACGUUUUAUGGAUUAUAAGGAUCAGUAUUCAUGUAGAAAUAGUGUAUACCCUACCCCCUUUGGUUUGUCAUGGGUGUGUUCAAAUGGCAAGUUUUAUUCCUAUCUGACAUUAGAACAACACGCAGGACUACGUUGUGGGGUUGCAUUGCCAUCUCUUUGUCCUGGUCACAUUUUCAACAUUACCAAAUUAUCUCAUAGAUGAGGGUGGCAUGAUAUUUUCGUCACACCCACUGUCAAGACCUCAGUCAGCAACCAGUAGGCCAGAUUGGGCGAUUACAAGAAUUCAUGUCCCAGACUAUUAUACCACAGGGCAAACGAUAUCAUUAAUGUUUGAAAAUAUAUUUGCCCCUUAUCAUACCCUCAAACAGCACCAAUUUGUAUUAGAGAAUAUCACAUGGCAGGUACAUGUAUUAAGUAAACGGACUAGAUAUGCCUUUAGGGAACUAAAUAUGCAAGUCCAACAGGUUUCCCAAAUGACUCUUCAAAGCAGAUUAGCCUUAGCUAUGUUAUUGUUAAAAGAACAAGGGGUAUGUGGAAUGUUAAAUUUAUCUGGAGCCAAAUGUUGUAUUACCAUUUACAAUGCUUCACCCUCAAUUGAGGAAACCCAAGCUAAGAUGAAGGAGA